Aureobasidium subglaciale EXF-2481 is the source of this 1173-nucleotide messenger RNA. RefSeq lists its product as uncharacterized. Gene Ontology annotation, cellular component: extrinsic component of endoplasmic reticulum membrane; endoplasmic reticulum palmitoyltransferase complex. The transcript has a single exon. The record is from RefSeq and is a predicted model, not a curated record. Gene Ontology annotation, biological process: protein targeting to membrane; peptidyl-L-cysteine S-palmitoylation. Lineage: Eukaryota; Fungi; Ascomycota; Dothideomycetes; Dothideales; Saccotheciaceae. The coding region runs from base 185 to 988 and encodes 267 amino acids.
CAACGACGUAGUCUUGCAGAAGAGCCGUGGCAUGAAUUGAGUCUACCUUUGUUUCUACAACCAUACCCUCGACAUAAAACCAUUGUAUAUACCGCAGCCGUGACAAGUGCCGGCGCAAACCACUUGCUCAUAAUCCACCCUCCAGUCGAUUCCAUCGAGGCACCACACGUAUUGCACACACAAGAUGCAACCGUUCAACAAACUCGCCGGCGUAGAUGAUGCCUCGAACAUUCAGAACCAUCCACCGCCACCUCCGAUCCCCGACGUCGAAUCACAAGCGACACACAGCCUGCACUCACGACCCUCUCGAGCCUCUCUGCCAGUAAACCGCAAACCAAGUCGACGAACCCUGCACGAACAAUCCAGUCGCAACUCCCUCAGACCCCCGAGUCUACACCCUAGUCUCUUGCCUCCUAGUCCAGGCUGGCAAGGCAUACCCGGUGCAGACUACACCGCCAGCGCCCACAGCCACGACACUCAACUAGAAGAUGAACUCCCAUGGGGCCCGUCGCAUCCGUGUUUCCCACACCUAAACACCCACGUCGCCAUGACUUCACCACUCUAUUCCGCAACUCGCGUCAUCAGAAUCCAACGAGACUGGCUGGUCGCAGGCGACCUCUACCCCGCCCUCCAAAACCUCUACCCGGAAAUCCUGGACAUGUGCAUGUCAGAGUCUGAAUUCAGAAAUGUCAUCGAAACGUUAAACCCAAUGCUGAAACAAGCCUUUGAGCCAAACACUUGGGGAAGUUGGUUUGAUGCCUUGAUGGGUGUUGCGACGGGCUUCCUGUGGGACAACUUUGGCUGGACGGGUGUUAAGAGAGGGGUCAAGCACAUGGAGACGUGGGUGGAGGGUUGGAAUCUUGAGGCUGAGAGGGAGGGGAGGGAGGUGAGGUUGAUUGAUCUGAGGAGGACGGGUUUCUUGAGUCUGGAUAUUCAGAUUCCGGAUCCGCAUGUUGAUAUGGGAGAAGGAGAUGUCAUGUCCGUGUGAGCAACACAUGCUGUAUCUGACUUGGGCUGUGCUGGAGUGCCAUCGUUGUUCGGCUUACUGGGCUGUAACUACGGAGGGUGCAGCUUUUCUUUCCUCGUCUCUUUCAUUAUAUAGCUAGGAGUUUGGGAUGGAUACCCAUAUGCACGUACUUUCAUCACUAAUAACACAUCAUUCGACAAGUGGAC